AUGAGCCCCAGGCCGAGACGCGCGGCGGCUCAGGCCGCGGCGGUGAGCCUCGCGGCGAACGUCGACGGGGACGCCGCCGACGACGAGGGCGGAGGAGCGUGGGGAGGCAAGGGGCGGAGGACCGCGCGCGGGGCCGGGGCCGAUCCCGGGGACGACAAGGAGAACGUGGAGAACGCGGACGACGACUCCGAAGACGACGUCGCGGCGCCCACCAGGCGCAGCGGCAGGGCGCGAAGGCCCGCCAACCGCCUGCGCGACUCCGACGAGGACGAGGACGACGAUCGCGGCGCCGACGAGAACGACAACUUCGUGCGCCGAUCGUCCCGAGCCGCCAAGCCCGUCGCCAGGCUCUCCCCGGAGUGGAAGCAGCACGUCAGCGACGACGACGACGAGCCCGAGGCGGAGGAGACCGACCCGGAGGGCGAGUACGUCGAGGAGGACGACGACGAGGAGUCCACCGAGGAGGAGGAGGAGGAGGAAUCAGACGAAGAGAUCGAGGGCAUCCCGACGCGAUAUUCCCGCCGACAACGCGCCACCGUGGAGCGAUACUCCCCGAAGCCCAACGAGCGAGGCCUCGCGGGCGGCGGCGGCGACCGACGCGCCGGCCGACGCACCCCGUCCCCCACCGGCCGCAGCAGGGGACGCAAGCCCAAGGGCAAGCGCCGGUCGAGGCCCGACUACCGCGAAUCUCCGGGUGACUCCGCCGGUCGCCGCGGUACUAACGGUAAGCGGUGGAUGGACGACACCGACGACUCCGACGCCGACGCCGGGCACGCCGGUAAUCCCGGGAACUUCCCCGCGCUCUUCGGCGGCAUGUUCGGCGGCGGGCGCGCGCCGGACAUGUACCCCCUCGCUCCCCCCGGCGGCGGCGGCGGCGGCGGCGCGGUUGAGGCGGGCGGCCCCGGCGGGAAGAAGGAAGCGGCGGAUGCGGAGAUCACGCCGCUGACCGUGGACCCCACGCUCACGUUCGAGCAGGUGGGCGGUUUGUCGCAUUACGUCCACUCGCUGAAGGAGAUGGUCUUCCUGCCGCUGCUGUACCCCGAGGUCUUUGCGAGGUUCAAGAUGAAUCCGCCCCGAGGGGUGUUACUUUACGGAGCCCCCGGGACGGGUAAGACCCUUCUGGCUCGCGCGCUCGCGGCGUCUUGCUCCCGCGCGGGCGCCGAGGUCUCUUUCUACAUGCGAAAGGGCGCGGACGUCCUGUCCAAGUGGGUGGGCGAGUCCGAGCGUCAGCUCAGGCUCCUCUUCGCCGAGGCGCAGAAGCGGCAGCCCGCGAUCAUCUUCUUCGACGAGAUUGACGGCUUGGCUCCCGUGCGCUCGUCGAAGACGGACCAGAUCCACAACUCCAUCGUCGCCACGCUCCUGGCGCUCAUGGACGGUCUGGACUCGCGCGGUCGCGUCGUGGUGCUCGGCGCGACGAACAGGGUGGACGCCAUCGACGGCGCGCUGCGCAGGCCGGGCCGAUUCGACAGGGAACUCGCGUUUCCCCUGCCAAACGCCGCCGCGCGUUUCGAGAUUCUCAAGAUCCACACGCGCGCGUGGGAGAAACCCCCGCCGUCGCUGCUGCUGGAGCAACUCGCGGCGCGGUGCGUGGGGUACUGCGGCGCGGACCUCAAGGCGCUGUGCACCGAGGCUGCCGUUCACGCGCUCAGGCGGCGGUACCCCCAGAUUUACGAGAGCGACGACAAGUUGCUCAUCGACCCCGGGCAGAUCUUACCGAGCCGCGUGGAUUUCAGGGCGGCGAUGGAGGCCAUCACCCCCGCGUCGCAUCGCAGCGCGCAGGCGCACGCGAGGCCCUUAGGUCCCCUGCGCCAGCCCCUCAUGGGUCCCGCGCUGGGCAAAGCCGUGGAGGCUACGUUUCUCGCGUUUCCCCCGGCGGCGAUGGCGGCAAACGCCGACAAAAACGCCGCCGGUUCAUCCGGUUCAUCCGGUUCGUCCAAGCCGCCGACCGCCUCGAUGGUGUUCGACCUCGACGACCUCGACGACGACGACGACGACGACGGCCUGGAGCUGCUCGAGGAGCUCGACGGCGGCGGCGCGGGGGGGUUUGAAGGAGGCGCCGGCAAAACGCCUGCGGUUUCGAACAAGCGCGGGGUUUCUGACAGAGACGGUUUGUCCGGCGCCUCCGCCGCCGCCGCGCUCGCCACGGCGGCUCUCGAGUUCCUCAACUGCCCGCUCGCGCGGCAGCCCCGUUUGCUGCUCCACGGCCCGUGCGGCAGCGGGCAGGCGCCCCUCGCGGCGGCGCUGCUCCAUGAGCUCGAGGCGUUUCCGGUUCACGCGGUGGGUCUUCCCAGUCUGCUCGCCGACGGCGGCCGAUCGCCCGAGGAGGCUCUCGUGGGCGCGGUGACGGAGGCGCGACGCGCGGCUCCCGCGGUGCUGUUCCUCCCGCACCUGCGCCUGUGGUGGGACAGCGCCACCCCCACGCUCCGCGCGACGCUUCGAACGUUGAUGGAGGACGUGCCCGCGGACACCCCGCUCCUCUUACUCGCCACGUGCGACUGCGAGCGAUCCGAGCUGGACCCCGAAGCGGCGGGGUUGUUUGGCAAGGGGCAGCGGAUGCGAAUCGACGCGCCGGACGGCAGGGCGCUCGCGGGGUACUUCGAACCCAUCGUGGCCGCCGCGGUCAGGGCGGCGCGGGGUAUGGACGCGAGGGAUCGCGACGUCGCCGCGGGCGUCGACCCGGACACCCGCGGCCGUCGACAUCGGCGAACGCUCGAGACGCUCCCCAAGGCUCCGAUGCCCGGCCCGGAGGGCGACGACGCGGGCGGCGGCGGGGGCGGCGGGGGCGGGGGCGGUGCGGGCGACGCGGCGACCGCGGCGAUGAUCGCCGAGGAGGACCACGCGCUUCGCCAGCAGCGCAUGUUCCUCCGCGACCUCGUCACGCGUCUGCUGUACCGCAAGCAGUGGCGCGAUUUCGCAUCCCCGGUGGACGACGAUCAGCUCCCGGGGUACUCCAAGAAGGUGAAGGAGCCCAUGGACCUGUCCACGCUGCUGUGGAAGGUGGACAGCGGCGCGUACGCCACGAUGGACGCGUUCCUCAAGGACGUCCACCUCAUCGUGGCGGCCGCGAAGACCUACUGGGGCGGGCUGGAGCAGGAACGACGCGAGGCGAAUGACGAAGAGUUGGACGAAAACGGUUUCGACGUCGUGGAGGGACGCAAGGUUGUCUCCCGCGCGCACGCGCUGGAGGAUACCAUCCAAGAGCUCGCGGGCCAGCUGGACCCGAGCCUCGUGCAACGAUGCGCCGCCAUCGCGAGGCACAGGGCCGCGCGGGCGAGCGGCGGCGGCGGCGGCGGCGGGACCGGCGAGGGCCUGCCGCUGAUGCCCGGCGAGGGCGAUCGCGGGGAGCGCCGCAGCCGCCGCGGCGCCGACGGCGAACUCGCCGAGCAGGAGGGCGGCGGGGACAAGCGCAAGCGCAUCCACGACGAGCCCGGGUACGUGCCCGAUCCCGAGGCGCUCGCCAGGGAUCUCCGCGCCAAGCGCGCCAAGGAGGAGGCGGCGAAGAAGGAAGCCGCGGAGAAGGCCGCCGCAGAGCAGGAAGCCGCGGCGGCGGCGGCGGCGGCGGUCACCGAGGCUGCCGAGGCUGCCGCCAAAGCCGCGGCGGGGGCGAACCAGUCCAACCCGCGUGAGCGCGCGAUGAGCGCCGACGGAUCCGCGCCCAUGCAGUUCCUCGACGCGAUAGACCCGCUGACGGACGCCGAGGUGGCGACCAACUCGGCUUCGUUUGUCGACUUUCUCGUCACGCGGUGCUCGGGUAAGCCGGCGGCGGAUGCGGAGGCGCUGGCGACGGACCUGGGGCGUGCGGUGAAGACGGCGCUGUCGAGGGACGCGCUCAGGACCACGGACUGGACCCGACACCUGCAGGGCGCGCUGCAGUCGUUCAUGUCCGCGAGGACCGCGUGA
This is a messenger RNA of Micromonas commoda, 3900 nucleotides long. RefSeq names its product bromodomain-containing protein. Lineage: Eukaryota; Viridiplantae; Chlorophyta; Mamiellophyceae; Mamiellales; Mamiellaceae. The record is from RefSeq and is a predicted model, not a curated record. Gene Ontology annotation, cellular component: nucleus. Gene Ontology annotation, biological process: positive regulation of transcription by RNA polymerase II. Bases 1 to 3900 code for a protein of 1299 amino acids. Gene Ontology annotation, molecular function: histone binding; ATP hydrolysis activity; chromatin binding. The transcript has a single exon.